This is a messenger RNA of Lucilia sericata (common green bottle fly), 1072 nucleotides long. Its product is annotated as clavesin-2-like. The record is from RefSeq and is a predicted model, not a curated record. The coding region runs from base 61 to 996 and encodes 311 amino acids. NCBI's taxonomy places the organism in Eukaryota, Metazoa, Arthropoda, Insecta, Diptera, Calliphoridae. Gene Ontology annotation, cellular component: membrane. The transcript has 3 exons. Gene Ontology annotation, molecular function: phosphatidylinositol bisphosphate binding.
GAUAUUUAUCAGUUGCAAUUUUAACUCCCACAUUCAAGGUUCAAAAUAAUAAAAAAAAAUAUGUUACAAAUAAAAUCUUUACCUCCUGAGUUACAAAAAGUGGCAGAAACCGAAUUGGGUGAAAUGCCCCACAGAAUACCAGAUGACUUGCAGGCCCUUAAAACUUGGAUUGAACAACAGCCACAUUUGAAAGCCCGUUUAGAAGACCAGUUUUUAAUACAAUUUCUGCGUGGCUGCAAGUACAGUUUGGAAAAGGCUAAAAAUAAAUUGGAUCUUUUCUUCACUUUGAAAUCAAAAUUUCCCGAUUUCUUUAAUAUAACCAAUAUACAUAAAACUGGUUUUAGGAAAAUGUAUAGCUAUGGUCUGGGUAUUCCUUUGCCACGCCCCCUUAACGACACGGGUCCUCGCAUCUUUUUUAUGAAAUUCGAAGGUGAUGUAGCCAAAGGUCUGGUAGACUUUGAUGAACUUUAUCGUCCUACAAAUGCUAUGCAUGAAAUUUUAAUUAUGGAUGAUCCUUAUGCCUGUAUAAAUGGCAUUAUAUAUAUUAUGGAUUUGAGAAAUAUUACCCUAAAUAUGGCUGCCAAAUAUACACCUUCAUUUCUGCGUAAAGUUGUACAAUUUUAUGAAAAAUCUUCACCUCUACGUAUUAAGGGGGCACACUUGAUAAAUACUCCGACAUUUUUUCACAGUGUUUUGAGUAUAGUGAUGCCGUUAUUUUCCGAGAAACUAAGAGAAAGGAUAUCAAUUAAUGGUCAAAAUUACGAGAAUUUAUAUAAAAUAAUACCAAAAGAAUAUUUCCCCUCACAUCUAGGUGGUGAGAAUGCUUCAAUUGAAGAUCUCUUUAAAGACUUUAAUCAAAAAUGGUCCGAAUAUGAUAAUUAUUUUAAAGAAAAUGAAAACUAUGGCACCAAUGAACAUUUAAGGCCUGGUAAACCUCUCGAUUUUGAUAGUAUGUUUGGUAUGGGAGGGUCAUUUCGUAAAUUGGAUGUGGAUUAAAAUGUAUAAAAUUGCCAAGAUAAUUUGUAUUACAACUAUUAUUUGAUUUUAAUAAAAUAUCAAUUUAAUUACAUUA